CGACUUCCAAGAUGGCGGCCCCCAGGACCUGCGGUCGAUGGGUCUCCUGGGCCCGAGGGUGGUCGCAGGCGGCACUGACCCGCCGGCUUCCUGGACUUCGUAGCUCGUGGCCUGGGGGCCCGCUGGGUGCGCGGCUCUUCUCCCACGGGAAGCAGGCGACAGAAACGCACUUCGGGUUUGAAACAGUGUCGGAGGAGGAGAAGGGGAGCAAAGUCUACCAGGUGUUUGAAAGUGUGGCCAAGAAGUAUGACGUGAUGAAUGACAUGAUGAGUCUCGGGAUCCACCGCAUUUGGAAGGAUUUGCUGCUCUGGAAGAUGCACCCGUUCCCUGGGACCCAGCUAUUGGACGUUGCUGGAGGCACAGGUGAUAUUGCAUUCCGCUUCCUUAAUUACAUUCGGGCCCGGCAUCAGGGGAAGCAGAAGAGGCAGAUAAGAGCCCAGCAGAAUCUGUCCUGGGAAGAAAUUGCCAAAAAGUACCAGCAUGAAGAAGACUCACUGGGCGGUUCCCGCGUCGUCAUCUGCGACAUCAACAAGGAGAUGCUCAAAGUGGGAAAGCAGAAAGCUCACGCUCAAGGAUACAAAGCUGGACUUGCUUGGGUAUUGGGAGAUGCUGAAGAAUUGCCCUUUGAUGAUGACAAGUUUGAUGUUUACACCAUUGCCUUUGGGAUCCGGAAUGUGACACACAUUGAUCAGGCACUGCAGGAAGCCCACCGGGUCCUGAAGCCAGGAGGACGGUUCCUUUGUCUGGAGUUUAGCCAAGUGAACAAUCCUCUCAUAUCCAGGCUGUAUGAUUUAUAUAGCUUCCAGGUCAUCCCUGUCCUUGGAGAGGUCAUCGCAGGAGACUGGAAGUCCUACCAGUACCUUGUGGAAAGUAUCCGGAAGUUCCCAUCUCAGGAAGAAUUCAAGGAGAUGAUAGAAGAGGCAGGUUUUCAGAAGGUGACAUAUCAAAGUCUGACAUCAGGUAUCGUGGCCAUUCAUUCUGGUUUCAAACUGUAA
Molecule: messenger RNA, 995 nt
Organism: Elephantulus edwardii (Cape elephant shrew)
Lineage: Eukaryota; Metazoa; Chordata; Mammalia; Macroscelidea; Macroscelididae
Gene: COQ5
Product: coenzyme Q5 homolog, methyltransferase (S. cerevisiae)
Exons: 7
Coding region: 12-995 (327 amino acids)
Biological process (GO): ubiquinone biosynthetic process
Molecular function (GO): methyltransferase activity
Source: RefSeq, a predicted model, not a curated record